AUGGAUCGGCAUUGGAUGAAAACAGCACGCAUUACUGAAGAGUACGAAAAUGGGGUUGAAGGUUUCUUAAAAUUUGCUAAAGAUAAUGCAUCCGACAAUGGUGGACUAUACUUUUGUCCUUGUGUUAAAUGUUUGAAUGGGCGACGACAAUGUUUGGAUGACAUUAGAACACACCUUAUCUGUGAUGGUAUCUGUCCUACUUAUACAAAAUGGAUAUGGCAUGGUGAGUUACCAGAAAUGUCAUCAACCCCUCCAACUGCUCCAACUGAUGAACAAGUCGGUGAUCAAAUAGAAGACAUGCUACGUGAUCUUGGACAAGAGGGUUUUAGGCAAGCAAAUGCACCGUAUUAUGACACCUUACAUAAUGAUUCAAAGAUUCCAUUGUUUAUUGGAUGCACUAAGUACACACGGUUAUCAGGGGUGUUAGCUCUGGUCAAUUUGAAAGCAAGAUUUGGGUGGAGUGACAAAAGUUUCAAUGAAUUACUGUUGUUAUUGAAGAAUAUGCUUCCAGGAGAUAACACGUUACCAAAGACUCAUUACGAGGCAAAGAAGAUAUUAUGUCCUGUUGGAAUGGAAUACCAAAAAAUACAUGCUUGCCGUAAUGAUUGCAUUUUGUAUAGACAUGAGUUUGCUGAAUUGCGCAACUGCCCUACAUGUGGGGUGUCACGCUACAAAGUGGGUUCUGGCGCUUCCAGUGAAGCUGGAUCCACAUACAUUGAUCGGCCAGCAAAAGUGUGUUGGUAUCUUCCAGUAAUACCAAGGUUUAAGCGAUUGUUUGCUAAUGCAGAAGAUGCAAAAAACCUAACAUGGCAUGUUGAUGGUAGGACCAAAGAUGGAUUGCUCCGUCAUCCUGCUGAUUCUCCUCAGUGGAAGAAAGUUGAUCAGUUGUAUCCAGUGUUUGCCGAAGAUCCCAGAAACCUAAGGGUUGGUCUCGCAUCGGAUGGAAUGAAUCCAUUUCGAAGCUUAAGUUGCAAUCAUAGUUCGUGGCCUGUUUUGUUGAUCAUUUACAACCUGCCUCCUUGGUUGUGCAUCAAGCGGAAGUACAUAAUGAUGUCUAUGAUGAUAGCCGGUCCAAGACAACCAGGAAAUGACAUUGAUGUGUAUCUUGCUCCCUUGAUUGAAGACCUAACAAAAUUGUGGGUAGAAGGGGUUGAUGUGUAUGAUGGGAAUGCUCAUGAGUCCUUCAGGUUGCGAGCUAUGAUUUUCUGCACCAUUAAUGACUUUCCAGCAUAUGGGAAUUUGAGUGGAUAUAGUGUGAAAGGCCACCUUGCUUGUCCCAUUUGUGAGAAAGACACAACUUACCUCCAAUUAAAGCAUGGCAAAAAAACUGUAUAUACAAGACACCGUAGAUUUUUACAACCUUUUCACCCAUACAGGCGACUGAAGAAAGCGUUUGAUGGGACAUCUGAGAAUGACAGUGCAUCAAUUCCUUUGUCAGGUGUUGAAGUUUUUGAUCGUGUGAAGAACAUUUGCAAUAUAUAUGGGAAGACACAAAAGAAAGAUGGCGCUCCCAAAAACAUUUGGAAGAAAAGGUCCAUCUUCUUUGAUCUUCCAUACUGGUGCAACUUAGAUGUGAGACAUUGUUUAGAUGUGAUGCAUGUUGAAAAAAAUGUCUGUGACAGUUUGGUUGGCACACUGCUUAACAUUAAAGGGAAGACAAAAGAUGGUUUGAAAUGUCGUCAAGAUUUAGUGGAAAUGGGAGUACGACACCAGUUGCAUCCUGUGUCAAAAGGUCUUCGAACGUAUUUGCCGCCCGCAUGUCAUACGAUGUCAACAUAUGAGAAAAAAAGUUUUUGUCAUUGUCUGAAAAAUGUCAAAGUCCCACAAGGAUACUCUUCAAAUAUCAAGAGCCUUGUAUCAGUGGAUGAAAUGAAAUUGGUGGGGUUGAAGUCCCAUGAUUGUCACGUUUUGAUGCAACAAUUAUUGCCUGUUGCCAUUCGUGGAAUAUUGCCUGACAAAGUUAGGGUUGCAAUAACUCGAUUGUGUUUUUUCUUUAAUGCAAUCUGUAGCAAAGUGAUUGACCCUAAACAGUUGGAUGAUUUGGAAAAUGAGGCUGCCAUUAUCAUUUGUCAAUUGGAGAUGUACUUUCCCCCAACUUUUUUUGACAUAAUGAUUCACUUACUUGUUCAUCUUGUUCGAGAAAUACGUUUGUGUGGGCCUGUAUAUUUGCGGUGGAUGUAUCCGGUUGAGCGGUACAUGAAGGUGUUGAAAAGUUACACGAAGAAUCAAUAUAGGCCAGAAGCAAGCAUUGUUGAAAGGUACGUGGCAGAAGAAGCUAUUGAGUUUUGCUCUACUUACAUCGAAGAUGCAUCACCUGUUGGUAUUCCUGAAAGUCGUCAUGAAGCUACACGACAAGGUAGGGGAACGCGAGGAUUCAAUGUUGUAACCAUGGAUCGCCAGAAACUAUCACAAGCGCAUUUGUAUGUACUUAACAACACAGCUGAGGUAAUACCAUACAUAGAUGCUCACAAAGAAUAUGUGGCAGCUUCUCACCCAAACAUGAAUAUGAUGAGGGUGUUGCAGGAACACAAUAGAAGUUUCAUUAAUUGGUUUAGAAAUACAAUAUUUGCUAGCGACAGUGCUUCUAAGACAUUAUCAUUACUAGCUGUUGGGCCGAAUCUUAAUGUCCUCACUUGGAAGGGUUAUGACAUCAACAAUUAUUCCUUCUACACAAAGUCACAAGAUGAUAAAAGUACCGUGCAAAAUAGUGGGGUCAUGAUUGAUGCUCAUUCAGACCACUUUAGUCGUGCAUCGGAUAACAAUCCUAUUCGAGCUUCCAUGGCUUAUUAUGGAGUCAUAACCGAUAUCUGGGAGCUAGACUAUGGUGAAUUUAGAGUGCCUGUUUUCAAGUGCCAAUGGGUUAAACUAAACCCAGAAUCUAAAUUGAAAAUGCUCACUGUAAUUGGCUUGUAUCUGGGAAUAUGGGUGGGGUGGGGUGUGGAAUAA
This is a messenger RNA of Glycine soja, 2946 nucleotides long. RefSeq lists its product as uncharacterized. The record is from RefSeq and is a predicted model, not a curated record. Bases 1 to 2946 code for a protein of 981 amino acids. The transcript has 2 exons. NCBI's taxonomy places the organism in Eukaryota, Viridiplantae, Streptophyta, Magnoliopsida, Fabales, Fabaceae.